AUGGCGAGACCACCAAACUGCUCUCUUUUCGUGAAAAACUUGCAUCGCGAGACAAGGUUAGAGAAGUUAAAGCAUUUUAUUUAGUUUUUGCUCACUUUUUGCUUAUCUAAUUUUUGCGACCGGAAUUCUCUUGUUAGAUCCGAAGAUCUUAGACGCCUGUUCGCCAGAUAUGGCCGAAUUACCGACGUGUACAUUCCCUUGGACUACUACACAGGAGAAUCCCGAGGCUUUGCUUAUGUACAAUAUCCUUUUUGUUGUGGUUUCUUUGAGUCUAAGUUUGUAAAGGUUUGCCACUAAUUAAAUAAACAGCGCGUUCAUGUUAGAGAAGUUGAGCACUAAGCGCGAGAAUUUUGUUUGAAGAGCGCAAUAAAUUUAUAUAUAUAUAUAUACAUGUUUUAGUUAAUUUUUUAUCUCAGGUAAUUUUUAUUCUACUUUUGUUUCAACUUUAUUAUCAUACGUAACCAUAUCCAAAAACAAAAACAAAAAAACAAAAAUUACCCGAGAUUAAAAUUUAACUACAACGUAUAUAUAAAUAUGUUUAAAGGGUCGAGGGCGCAGAACCGUGUUUUAAACUUCGCGGACAGUGAGGUGAAAGAAUGUGUGAUUUUUUUUCAGUCUUUUCAGUUGUUUGCUGUUUCUUUUUAACAUAUUAAUCCAAAAAUUCAAAUCUCAUCGGAAAGAAGUAAUCGGGAAUGUUGAGAUUUGCGGCGCUUGAAAGGUAUUGCUUCACGUUAAUCGUUGAUCGCAAGAAAGGAUAAAAAAUAACAAUACAAGAAUACCUAUUGUUCUAGAAUUCAGGUCGCUUUCCUUGAUACGGCUAUUUAUGUGUUGCACUAGGUUAAGUCGUUUCGUACGAAGUGAAAAGAUUCAACAAGCUAACAUGGCGAAGCCGUUGCUCGCAAACACGCGUCCUCCGGAGGUGAAUGAACCUUUCCUAAGAAUGGAUGAGCGUCGUUUGAGGAAAACAGAGACUCUUUUGAGAGUAGUCUCUAUUGAGCGAACUGAGCCUCUUGUCUCUAGAUCACUCGCUUUUUUUGGACUAUUAUAAGAUCGAAGUCUAGCUUAACAAAGAACAUUAGCCCUAUUUAUACUAGAGGACGUCUAAGACGUCUGGUAUAAAUACGGGAAAUAAGGCGGACGCAUUAAACGUCAGACCAAUAAAACGUCUGAAGUUAAGUGCGUCCGAUCGACGCACUUAACAGAUGAAUUAGUCGUCUCAGACGUUUAAGACGUCUAGUAUAGAAGCGGGACGCACUUAACCACGCACUUAACAGUCAGACGUCUAAUGCGUCUGGACGUCUAAGACGUCUUCUAGUAUAAAUACGGCCAUUGAUGCUUUAUUUAUCGUGUGUUAUUUCAUAGUACCGUGGCAUAAGCCGUUUUGUUACCCUUUAAAGCACUGAAACUCCUGCAUUAGUCCUUUAUCACAUCUACCAAGAAAAAUUAUAUUGUGAGAAUUCUCUACAUCAUUCCGUUGAUUUAACAAAUCGUUUUGUUUUUUGGUAUAGGAAAUGAACGAAAUAAUUUAGUAACAACCUAGCAAAACAAAACUCAGUAAAUAAGGAAGUUGUCAUGGAAACACUUUUACAUUUGCAAUAUUAAAAAAUGUGGCCUUAUCCGCCUACUGGCUUGAUGCGACUUGAUGAUGAUGAAUAUUCAAACACAUUCAUAUUAUAAGAAAUGUCCCUAAAGACGAACUUCACAUAUUCCCAAACCACACCUCUUUAGUAAAAAUAUUUCCAUUUGAACGUAAACAUCUUAAAACGCAUUUAAGAUUUCCUGAAAAGUUCAUUGAAACAUGUCUAAGUUGGUUGUCGUUCACUGUAUUUGUACUCUAGUUCGUUCUGUUGCGGUUAGCUACAGUGUUAUUACUAUACAAGUAAUGUUACAGUUUGUAAUUACAAAAAAAGUAAAUUCAUAGCGUUCAUAUCAUUAGUACCAUUAUUAAAAUACCCUUUGAGACCACUAAGAAAAUUCAGUUAAAGCAUUUGAAUGAUUAAACAGUUUCUCUGUGUUUCCCUUUUUUCUGCCAUUCCCAUUAUCGCAACAUGGGACACAUGCAGACAUUUUAUUCUUACUGCAGUAACAAUUUAAACUUGCUGCAUGCAUCACCAAUUAAUCCCACGUGAACGCUUCUAACCGUCUUGUUGUAAAAUACAUUUGUCUCAUUUCAGCUUUUCAUGCAAACUCUACCUUUUUUUAAUACUUAACCUCCUUUAUAGCCUUAUUCCAGUAUUAUUCCUUGUCUAAUCUAUUACCUCUUUUAUACAAAUACAGGCUAUAAAUCAAGCUGUUAAAGAUUUCAUGUCUAUAUUUAAAAAUGAUCUACAACAAGCUGCAAUUAGGAGCAAGGAAGUGAUUAUUUUAGGCAGCGACUUGAUCUGUAAUUAUUUGGCAAAACGAAACAAUACUUCGGUGGAAUUUAAACAGCUUAAGGGCCUGCUGAGGUCGGAAAAACCUUAGUCAGCUUAUACAUCAGCCUACAAGAAUUACUCAGGAUUCUUUAUAGACACUUUUGGAUAAUCGCUACGAAUGCUCCUCAUAACAAUAAGGAGUCCGGGGUGCUAAGUUUAAGUCUCAGUGAUCAUGAAUUUGCUUAUUGCAUACGAAAACUGAAUUAAUUGGAUCAAGGCCCCACCUGAAGGUAAAAGUUUCAGGAAUUAUGCAAAGUACGAUGUGAUGACCUUAGAAAUGUUAAUUGGAAUGUAAAUGAGUACUCCCAUGUAAUAAUAUACAGGAAAAAAUUACUCAAUUCUGAUUGGCUGAGAAAGGAGUUCAGUUCUUCUGUAACACGAGUGCAAACUUGUAACACGAAUGCAAACUGGUAACACGAGUGCAAAUUACAAAUGGAUUCUGAUUAGCUGAAAAUACAAAAGAAACCACCAAGAACCAAUCAGAUUAGAGGUGUUUUAACAACAAAAUUUAAGAAAAUGGCCAUGCUUUUCAGUUCAGCAAAAGACGGUUUGAUUUUGUACGCAAAACAACAAUAGAAAAUUUAAAAAAAUAUAUUCCAAAAACCCGAACACAGUAAAAAGUACGUCUUUCUGGCUAAAUGUAUUGAAAAUGCGGUGCUACGAAAAAAUACUGUAAAAAAAUUGAGGAAAAUAAGCCAGAGAAACUAAAACACAAGCUACUUGUAACAAACUACGCUAAAAUAAAAAAAUAAAGAACAAAAACGGUGGCAACCACACGCUAACCACGACAGCUACACUUUUCAGAAAUUUAAAUGAACAAGCCAAGGAUACAAGUUUUCCGUGAUAACAACAGGGAUUUCAAGUCAUGUACGUUAUUUGUUGGAGGAAAAAGGCGUCCAGUUGCUUUCUUUGAGUCUUUUGUGGAGCGAAGACCACUAUUAAAACAUCCAUGCGAUGGUCUGUUUUUUUUCUACCUCAGUGGCGCUUGAACGAAACUAAAAAUUUUAACAUAUGGUUCAAACUAAACCAAAUAAUGAAACUAACAUAAUGAAAGUAUCGUAGCUGGUACUAGCCUUAAAGAAAGUGGGAAAAAAGUUUACGAAUCAUAGUGCAAGAAAAACAACAGUCAGCAAGCUGAAGAAAGCAGAGAUUGUAAGUUCAGAACUUAUCGCCAAUCGAGGUAUAAAUUUCCUCAACGACUACGAUGAAGUCGACGAAGAAGAGCGACGAUGGCUCUUGCAGUAGGCCAAAUGAAAUAAUGAAAACCCCAGUGCUGAGAAAAAGCAAUAUUUUAGUACUGGUAGUCUCACUCAUCGAUGUCAGCUUCGGAAGAAAACAAAUUGCCUCCUUCAUUUUCGGGUUUUAAAUCUCACAAUGUUCUCCAUGAAUCCAGCAGUGAUGGGGUCUCAGGAACAGACAGUGAUGAACAUUCUUUAAACAACUCAGCAAGUGUCUUUCAUCUUUGGCUGCUCGAAGAGUUCUCCUGAUUUCAAAACGGCAGUAUACUUCAAGUAAACCACGAGGUCUGAUAAUCGAGGAUGAAUUUGAAAACACUUACUUUUGCUGAUUAUUGCAAACCGAAAAAUUUACUCGUGCUUAUUUAUUCCAAAUUGCACUCGAAAUCAUGUGAUUACCUAUACAUAACACAAACAUCGACAAUGUGUGUGUACACAAUGCUUGGUCUAGGUUUAAGGCGUUAUUUCUCAGUUAGUCCAUAUCUAAAUUCCAAUUAAAGUUUCAUUACACUGCGAGAAGAGUCCGAAGGAGGCUCUGCUCGCAGGGUAUUGUUUAAUUGGAGGAACUUUGAAAAAUAUAUAAUCUUUUACACUCUACCUUGAAGCAGGUGAAAGAGAACUCAUAAAUUAUGAAAUACGUGGGUUCGUUGUACCGUUAACGAUAGCCGAAUUAGGUCAGAAACGUCUUGAGGCAGCAGCGCCCACACUAAAAUAUGGACCCUUAAACAGCUCCAUCACUAUACUCAGCGUUUGAAUCAUAUAGAUAUUUCAAUGUUAUGCUUCUAAACACCUUUAGCUGUGGUAAAAGACGAAAAAAUUGUGAAGAAUCAUGAUGGCGGUCUCAAAAUGCCCUUGUUUGACCUUAAGCCGAGUGAAUGUCAUGUUAGAUGCCAAAAUUUCAUUGGUUCCUAAGCAUCAACUUAGCGUACCUUCAACCUUAUUGAACAAAGACGACUUAAAAGGCAAAGUUUAUAUAUAAAUUUAGGUUACAAUACUUGUCAAUAUCUUUGAUCACAACUGUCCAUGUGUAAGAGUACAAAAACAUGCACGCAGUUGAACACACAGUAUUAUAGAGACGAUAAUACAGAGCAGUUUAAACCUCAUUUUACUGAUUUUACAGAAGUGAAAUAGAAUAAUAAGAAGUAUAAAAUUACAUUAAAAGGAAUUGAAUAUUGACAUUUUUUAGACAAUUUACCAUUAUCUUGAUAUAAGCUUAAGAUUACUUCUUGCUUCUUCUUGAUCAGUUGGCUUCGUGGCUUUUUUUUGCCUUGCUGUAAGUGCGACCAGCUCUUCCCACAAUUUUGUUAAUUGAAAGAGAUAUCCCUUUAGCUUGCCCGUUAUGUUUGAGCUUUUAAAUAUUGCAGUUUUCUCUGAUUUUUAUAGUUUUGCUGCGACUCACCCGCAAUUUACUGAUGUUUGUUUGUGUUUUUGCCAAAAACACAAACAUGUAGAGUUCAUUCUAGCUACCAAGUUGUACCAAGCUAAUUCCAAAGCCAGUUAAAACUUCUCGAGUGAAGACAAGUUUCAAAGAAAAGUUGUAAAAGCAAACCUCAAAAAUACAAAAUACCCAAAAUUAGACCAGCCACAGAAAAAGUCAAAGUUAUGUUCAAGGUAGAAGUUAUACAAGCUAAAUCUAACACUAAACAGCAGUCAAGGCAAGGACAAGUGUCAAAGAAAUAGGAAAAGAUUGUGAAGCCAGUGGCCGUAACCGUAUCACAGUUUCAAUGUAACCAGGUAUAUCAAACUCUUAUACCUAUGAUAAAAGUAGGGAUGAAAAAACGCUUUUCCAUAGACCAUAAUUAAAACAAUUUUUUUAACAGCAUCAUUUUCGGAGCAAAAGAAGAAACAAAAUUGAAAGGUGACAUUUCAGCCUACUUCAACAUUGAGAUAAUGGUGAUACCGUCAUCAUUUCUGCAGUCUUUUAUGUGUAGUGUAAAUAUAGAAGAUGUGAAUGUGUUUGCACAGGAUUUCGCUAAAAGGAAUUAAUUUUGCCAGGAUAUCAAGAUCACUUUUAAUUUCAAUGAAAAGUGAGAGUGUAACUAUAAACUAAAAGGUUGUGCUUGUAGAUUGACAAGGUGAUCAGUGUUUGGCAGUUUUGAAGAUGUCCCAAAAAGGAAGUUAAUAAAUUAAAGUCUUUUUUAUUUAGUAAUACCUGAACGAGUUGAUAAAGCAGGGGCAUCAACCAUCAAAAGGUUUUGUCAGCAGAGUAAGCAAUUAUCAAGCUUUUGUUCCAGGCAAAGCUUGGUCGAAGGUAACCUGAGAUCAGGCCCAAUUUUAGCAGUUCCAAUACAUUUUCUCUAACGGCCACCGCUAAAAUCUGUUUUAGUUUCGCAUUACCCGCCGGAAUGUUACUACAAAACGAAACGAAAAUUGAGCCUGAUCUCAGGUUAGGUCGAAGGAAAGAAAAUUAAGCCUUAACAUACCAUACUUUUGAAGACAUACGUGGUGCCGAGGAUGCCCAUCACUACCUGGACGGAGUUAUGCUUCUCGGAAGAGAACUAGAAGUUCAGUUUGCAGAGGGAGCCAGAAAAAGUAAGGCAUAAGAAUAAAAUGUGCCGGUCGAAAUUUAAAUAUGUGCCCUAACUGUGUACCACACACAUUUUCUGUUGUUCAAAAUAACGACCACUUAACAUGAAACCUUUUUCUUCCUCUUAUAGCACCAGCACAGAUGCGUUGGAAAAGGUAAGGGGAGAGGCCGGCAGCAGUAGUAGGAGAGAUGAAGGCAACAGGGAUACAAUCUUAUUCAGUGCUUGACAGACCAAUUUUGACACGUUAGAAUUUAUUGAGUUAGUCAUUUCUUAUUGUUUUGCAGUCGCCGCUCCCGUAGUCGGAGUCCAAGGUAAGGUGGACAAUAAUUUAUUAAUUUAUUUAAGAAUUAUCCUUUAUUGUUCAUGUCAUCUGUUUAAGCCUUGUGCUCAAUACAUUCUGUACAUUGUCAGCCCGUCUUAAAAAAAAAAAAAACUAUUUCACUGGGCAGAUAAGGUUCAAUUUGCUCCACAGUUACUGCCAAAAAUGCAUCAUUUGCAAAAAAUCCAAAAAAAGUUUGUAAUACAGUCAAACCAGGUCAAGCACACCCCCACGAUGCCAUUCAUGAAUGAUUUCAAAGUUGAAUCCCUUAGGUUUGCCCCAAAAAACAAUAUCAAAUUCAAAUUUGCAUUCCUGUAUGCGUAAAUAAAUAAUGAACAGUUAAUUUUUUUACGAUAAUCUCUCUGUAUUCGGUCUGAAUGAAAAAUCUUUGUGUUUGUAAAAUAUUAUUGCUUUUCAUCAAAUUCAAGAAAACCAAGCUGGUAGAAAUUUCGUAAUUGCCUCGCAUGUUAAUUCACUGCUCAAAAUUACGCAUGCAGGAAUAAAGAGAUCCAACAGAUUCAACUUUCGAUCAAUACAGACAACUCCCGGUUAUUCGAACCUUCAUAGGGAAAAUAGAAAAGUUCGAGUUAUCGAGGGUUAAAUUAUAUAGAAAAUGAUCUGAAUGGAAAUGAAAAUCGCUCCGAGUUAGCAGCAGGUUCGAGUUUCAGAGUGUUUAUAUAGGGUUCGAGUUACCGGGGGUCGACUGUAAAUUCAUUAAUGGUAUCUUCGGGGGUACGCUUGACCUGGCUUGACUGAAUACGUUUCGUCAGUGGAAGUUGUUAAGUGCUUGAGGAGAGUUCGGUGGAUCAAUGAAGAUGACGUGAACUGCGGAAAUAUGAUCAUAGCUAAAUUGAUAGAGCACUGCCGCGCUAACGCAGAGGCCAUGUGUUCUAAUCCCGUUGAAGUCCCGCAAUUUUUUUAUCGGGUUAAUUUGCAAUCAUGUCUUCAUUUUAAAAAAAUUCGGUGUUUGGGAUCGUUAAAAUGAUUUAUUUGUAGUAUGUGUAUAUUUCAAAACGGUUUUUAUUUCAGUAACCCUAAAAAUCUCUCCUGUGAAAAUACUAAGACCUUCAAAUGGUCCGUCAAGGUUUGAUGAAGGCAGGAAUCCGUUUCGGCUUCUAGAUACUAAACACCUUUCAGCUCAUACUUGGAAAGCUAACCAUUAUAUUGUAGGACUUCUGCAUAAGAUGCUAAUCUAUGAAAUGUUUGUUUUUUAAGGCGUCGACGCCGCCGUUCGCACUCACGAUCAAGGUCAAGUUCCCCCGAACGCCGAGAACGCAGCAGCCGUGGUGAAAGGACCUGUGAUCGUCACCGUGAAAGUAGGCAAGAAAUAGGAGAGCUUUCACCAUCACGUUCACGUGUCUCGACGCCGAGCGUCGACGCCGCCGUUCGCUUUGAUUGUUUUUUAAGGCGUCGACGCCGCCGUUCGCACUCACGGUCAAGGUCACGUUCCCCCGAGCAAGGUCACGUUCCCCCGAGCAAGGUCACGUUACCCCGAGCGCCGACAACGCAGCAGCCGUGAAGAAAGAGAACGGGAAAAGCUUUCACCAUCAAGUUCACGGGUCACGCUCGACACCGAGCGUCGACGCCGCCGUUUCCACUCAAGGUCAAGGUCACGUACACCCGAGCGCCGAGAACGCAGCAGCCGUGAAGAAAGAGAACGGGCAAGGGAGGAAAGGGAGCUUUCACCAUUAAGUUCACAGGUCACGCUCGACGCCGAGCGUCGACGCCGCUGUUCGCACUCAAGGUCAAGG
Molecule: messenger RNA, 8247 nt
Organism: Porites lobata
Lineage: Eukaryota; Metazoa; Cnidaria; Anthozoa; Scleractinia; Poritidae
Source: the annotation of a GenBank genome assembly